AUAAAGCUAAUGAGAUUUUUAUGAUUGUCCAGUCUCACUCAAGCUUAUUGAUUUUGGAAGAAGUAUUGACAUGAUGAGGUUUCCUGAAGGAACAACUUUUACUGAAGAGGUGACAACAGAAGGUUUUACAUGCUGUGAAAUGAGGGAUGGACUGCCAUGGACCUACCAGACAGAUUUAUAUGGAGCUGCAGCCAUAGCACACUGUUUCUUGUUUGGAACAUACAUGGAUGUACAUAAGAAAUCAAACGGCCAAUGGGACCUCAAGGGUGUUACUAUUAAAAGGUACUGGCAAAAGGACCUCUGGUUGUUGGUUUUCUCUACACUCUUGAAUGUGCCAUCUUGUUCUGCAAUCCCUAGUCUCUCUGAACUCAAGGAGAAAAUUAUAACAACAUUUUACAGGGCGCAAAUGGACAGAGAAUUUAACAGCAAACUCUCUCAGCUCUUGUGUAUUGUGGCCCAAAGACGAUGAGGCAGUUGCAUUGUUCAGUGAUAAUACUUUAGUGACAUCCAUCUUUAAUAUGCAUGGGAAGAUUUUUCUUCACAAUUAUCUUUUAUUUCAGUCUGAAAGUAACAAUCAAGUGUAUGAAUAUGAAACAAAUGUUUUAAAUGAAAUACUGUAACUACUUAGUUUGCACAAGGCAGUGUGUGAAUCGAUAUUUGGCUGUUUUAAGUGUUACAGCUGUAGCACCCAAAUUAGUGUAUUUGUAAGUAUUAGUUCUAAUUUUUAAUGUUGGAGUGAACUGUACUUGGAUUGCUCAUAUUUUAAAGUGUAAUUCAAAAGGUUCAUUUUUCAUCUAUUGUAUUAUUUUGUGAGUUCUUACAACUUUAGGAUGAUGCAUGUCUUACAUGGGAAUUACUCAUUAAUGAAGUGAAACAAUUUUAUCAUACUAUAUAUAUGUUUUCACUUCAGGGAAGGAGGGGGUGGACACAGUGAGUAUAACCUUUGUAAAUUGGAUUCAUUAUGAUUUGUAUUGAUUUAAUUCGUGAGAUGAAAUGCAUUGUGUAUCUACAGUCUUUUAUAAUUAUUAUGACACAGUUUGUAGCUAUGUUAUCUUUAUAUUAUAUAGUCUUUGUCUAU
Messenger RNA from Homarus americanus (American lobster), 1078 nucleotides. Its product is annotated as mitotic checkpoint serine/threonine-protein kinase BUB1-like. Gene Ontology annotation, biological process: mitotic spindle assembly checkpoint signaling; meiotic sister chromatid cohesion, centromeric. The record is from RefSeq and is a predicted model, not a curated record. Gene Ontology annotation, molecular function: protein kinase activity. Bases 71 to 469 code for a protein of 132 amino acids. The transcript has 3 exons. NCBI's taxonomy places the organism in Eukaryota, Metazoa, Arthropoda, Malacostraca, Decapoda, Nephropidae.